AUGUAAUCUCAAAUUGAUGCACUCAAAUAGCAUCUUGAGUAUGAAAAGUAGAUUCACGAUAAGUAAUUGAAGCAAGUCAAGCUGGAUGGAUAAAAAGAAAUUGCAGUACUUUAAGAUGAACUAGAUUAGUUGAAAGUGAUGAUUGAAAAUGUCGAUUUCUAAUAGUAUAUCAAAAUGAAGAGUGACAAUAAGAAUUUGAUACAAGAGAAUGCUAUUCUGCGUGAAAUGUUGAGAGCUAGUUAGAUUACAGGUUCUACAAAAGAAAUAGAACUUAAAAGAUUGAAAUAGAAAAUGCAUAGAUAUGAAAGUCAUUCAUUACAAUUGAAAAAGGACUUUCAGGUAGUGUAAUGGAAAUAAUAAUAGUCUCAAUUCUUGGAAGCUAGAAAUUUAUCACAUCACAGAAAUCAAACCCAACCUUCUCUUUUGGAUUCCACAGCAGAAACGUCAACUAAGUUGUUGCCCAUAAAAUUUAAGAUUAAUUAAUGA
This is a messenger RNA of Paramecium tetraurelia, 486 nucleotides long. RefSeq lists its product as uncharacterized. The transcript is spliced from 2 exons. The record is from RefSeq and is a predicted model, not a curated record. NCBI's taxonomy places the organism in Eukaryota, Ciliophora, Oligohymenophorea, Peniculida, Parameciidae.